Messenger RNA from Mus caroli (Ryukyu mouse), 5634 nucleotides. The record is from RefSeq and is a predicted model, not a curated record. Lineage: Eukaryota; Metazoa; Chordata; Mammalia; Rodentia; Muridae.
GCGCGGGCUCAGGUGAGCGCUCUUCGGUGGUGCUGUCUGGCUGGCUCCUAGAGCCCUGGUGCGGAAGCUGCGCGAACUGUGGGGGCUCAGUUCCCCGUGUGACCUUGGACCAGGCUUUCACCAAGCUUCCGCGACCGCAGCGGUGAAAUGGAGGCAGGACGGUCCGCUGAGAGUUGGUACCAGUAGAGGGGUCGGCAAGGAAACCGCAGCCUUCCUCAGUUCUCUCUUCCCCAGGACAUUGUUAGUGGACCGCGAGUCAUGGGAGUGCUUAACAGUUCGAGUGACCUUGGGCGAAUCCCUUGUUUUGACGUUCUUCUACUUAUGUGAUGGACUAACCUCUUCGAAUAUCCCUGUACUAUUUUGGUGUUCCUGAUGCAGACAAAAAAAAAGUAGCAGGAAGGCAAGAUGACUUCCCUGCUCCAAGAUUGGAACAGCUGAAGAAAUCACAAGACAAAAUGAGAACCACAAAGGUCUACAAACUUGUCAUCCACAAGAAGGGCUUUGGGGGCAGUGAUGAUGAGCUAGUCGUGAACCCUAAAGUAUUUCCUCACAUCAAACUUGGAGACAUUGUGGAGAUUGCUCACCCCAAUGAUGAGUACAGUCCUUUGCUUUUGCAAGUCAAGUCUCUUAAGGAAGAUUUACAGAAAGAAACUAUCAGUGUGGACCAGACUGUGACUCAAGUAUUCCGGCUAAGACCUUAUCAAGAUGUCUAUGUGAAUGUUGUAGACCCCAAGGAUGUGACUCUUGACCUGGUGGAAUUGACUUUUAAGGAUCAGUAUAUUGGCCGUGGGGAUAUGUGGCGACUAAAGAAAAGUUUGGUGAGCACCUGUGCCUAUAUCACUCAAAAAGUGGAAUUUGCUGGCAUCAGGGCACAGGCUGGUGAGCUGUGGGUCAAGAAUGAGAAGGUCAUGUGUGGUUACAUUAGUGAAGAGACCAGGGUGGUGUUCCGUUCUACGUCGGCUAUGGUUUACAUAUUUAUUCAGAUGAGCUGUGAAAUGUGGGAUUUUGAUAUUUAUGGGGAUCUGUACUUUGAGAAAGCUGUGAACGGUUUCCUCGCCGACCUGUUUACUAAAUGGAAGUCAGAUGAAUUUCCUGAAGUGAACCGAGCUUCAAUUCAAGAGGAUCACAAAGGGAGAUUCUAUGAGGACUUUUACAAAGUGGUGGUGCAGAAUGAGAGAAGGGAAGAGUGGACUUCACUCCUCGUGACCAUUAAAAAACUCUUCAUCCAGUAUCCAGUGUUGGUGCGACUGGAACAGGCAGGGGGCUUUCCUCAAGGAGACAAUUCUACCUCAGCACAAGGAAACUACCUAGAGGCCAUCAACUUGUCAUUCAAUGUGUUUGACAAGCACUACAUCAACCGAAACUUUGACCGAACUGGGCAGAUGUCUGUGGUGAUCACGCCAGGGGUGGGUGUCUUUGAAGUGGACCGCCUACUCAUGAUCUUGACCAAGCAGCGGAUGAUUGAUAAUGGAAUUGGUGUGGAUUUAGUGUGCAUGGGAGAGCAGCCAUUACAUGCUGUGCCAUUAUUCAAGCUACACAACCGGAGUGUUCCGAGGGAUUCUCGACUGGGUGAUGAUUAUAAUAUUCCUCACUGGAUAAACCACAGUUUCUACACAUCCAAAAGCCAGCUCUUUUGUAACAGUUUCACUCCACGGAUAAAACUAGCAGGGAAGAAGUCUGCCUCUGAGAAAACCAAAAGUGGUCGGGAUCCAUCUCUCGGGACUCCAAAGGAAUCUGAAAACACCCUUCCCAUCCAAGUAGAUUAUGAUGCCUACGAUGCUCAAGUGUUCAGGCUGCCUGGCCCAUCCCGGGCUCAGCGCCUCGCCACCUGCAGGUCUGUGAGAGAACAGGAGAAUCACAGUCGCAAAAGUGCGAGCUCCUGUGAUGUCUCAUCCAGCCCUUCCCUGCCAAGCCGUGCACUGCCCACUGAGGAAGUGAGGAGCCAGGCUUCUGAUGACAGCUCCCUGGGCAAGAGCACCAACAUCCUGAUGAUCCCUAACCCCCACCUGCACCAGUAUGAAGUCAGCAGCUCACUGGGCUACACCAGCACCCGAGAUGUCCUGGAGAACAUGAUAGAACCUCCACAGAGGGACUCGAGUGCACCAGGAAGGUUCCAUGUGGGUAGUGCAGAGUCCAUGCUCCACGUCCGACCUGGAGGAUACACGCCUCAGAGAGCGCUGAUUAACCCCUUCGCCCCCUCGAGGAUGCCCAUGAAGCUCACCUCCAACAGAAGGCGCUGGAUGCACACUUUUCCUGUAGGCCCAUCUGGAGAGGCCAUCCAGAUCCAUCAUCAGACCCGGCAAAACAUGGCAGAGCUGCAGGGCAGCAGGCAGAGGGACCCCACCCACUCCUCUGCAGAGCUGUUGGAGUUGGCAUACCAUGAAGCUGCCGGAAGGCACAGCACUUCCCGCCAGCCUGGUGACAGCAUGUCCUUGAACUUCAGUGGAACGGAAGAGCUUUCUGUCAGCCUGCUUAGCAACAGCAGUACAGGUGUGACUCCUAGGACCCAGAACAAGGACUCUCUAGAGGACAGUGUUUCUACCUCUCCAGACCCAAUGCCAGGCUUCUGUUGCACAGUUGGAGUGGACUGGAAGUCUCUUACUACUCCUGCAUGCCUUCCCCUCACCACUGACUACUUCCCGGACCGUCAGGGCCUGCAGAAUGACUACACAGAGGGCUGCUAUGAUCUCCUCCCAGAAGCAGACAUGGACAGGAGGGAUGAGGAGGGUGUUCAAAUGACAGCCCAGCAAGUGUUUGAAGAGUUCAUUUGCCAGCGUCUCAUGCAGGGUUACCAAAUCAUAGUACAGCCAAAGGCCCAGAAACCCAACACCACAGUCCCACCCCCAUUGAGCAGUAGCCCACUCUAUAGCAGAGGCCUUGUGUCCCGAAACCGCCCUGAGGAGGAAGGCCAGUAUUGGCUGAGUAUGGGCAGAACUUUCCAUAAGGUGACACUCAAGGACAAGAUGAUCACAGUAACUCGUUACCUUCCCAAGUACCCUUAUGAAUCUGCCCAGAUCCAUUACACCUACAGCCUCUGCCCUUCCCACUCUGACUCGGAGUUUGUCUCCUGUUGGGUGGAUUUCUGCCACGAACGGCUCGAGGAAUACAAGUGGAAUUACUUAGAUCAGUAUAUUUGUUCUGCUGGCUCUGAAGACUUCAGCUUAAUCGAGUCUCUGAAGUUCUGGAGAACCCGAUUUUUACUACUGCCAGCCUGUGUUACUGCCACCAAGCGCAUCACAGAAGGGGAGGUGCACUGUGACAUCUAUGGGGACAAACCCCGUGCAGAUGAAGAUGAGUGGCAGCUUCUAGAUGGCUUUAUUCGCUUUGUAGAGGGCUUAAAUCGCAUCCGCAGGCGCCACCGCUCAGACCGCAUGAUUCGGAAGGGGACUGCCAUGAAAGGCUUGCAGAUGACCGGGCCCAUCUCUGCACACUCUCUCGAGUCAACAGGCCCUCCAGUCGGCAAGAAAGGAACCUCAGCUCUGUCUGCCCUGUUGGAGAUGGAAGCUAGUCAGAAGAGCCUAGGAGAACAGCAGACGACUGUGCACGGAAAAAGCUCCACUCAGCCAGCUGAGAACAGCAGUGUUGCCAUGACUCCCACCUAUGUGGACAGCCCACGCAAGGACGGGGCCUUCUUUAUGGAGUUUGUCCGCAGCCCACGCACAGCAUCAUCUGCCUUCUACCCUCAGGCAUCUGUGGACCAAACAGCUCCUCUGGUGUUAGACAGCACCAGUUUAGGGGUCAGCACAUGCCAGCCCAUGGAUAGAGGCAACAACCAGACCUUUGGGAACGCCCAGAACUUAGAACAGGCCUUUCCCUCUGCAAACUCUGGUGACUACAGCUCUCAGCAGCAUGUAGCAAGCUCUCUAACGUCGUCUUCUACGCUGGUGGAGAUUCUGGAAGCCAUGAAGCAUCCCUCGACAGGAGUCCAGCUGCUGUCUGAACAGAAGGGCCUUUCACCGUGCUGCUUCAUCAGUGCUGAGGUCGUACACUGGUUGAUGAACAACGUGGAAGGGGUCCAGACGCAGGCGAUGGGCAUAGACAUCAUGCAGAAAAUGCUGGAAGAGCAGCUCAUAACGCAUGCAUCUGGUGAAGCAUGGCGGACCUUCAUCUAUGGCUUCUAUUUCUACAAGAUAGUAAUGGACAAAGAACCGGAAAGAGUGGCUAUGCAACAGCCCUCUGCCCCCUGGCACACAGCAGGAGCGGAUGACUUUGCCAGCUUCCAACGCAAGUGGUUUGAGGUGGCCUUUGUGGCAGAAGAGCUUGUGCACUCUGAGAUUCCUGCCUUCCUCCUGCCCUGGCUACCUAGCCGGCCAGCCUCUUAUGCAAGCAGACACAGCUCCUUUAGCCGAAGUUUUGGAGGACGGAGCCAGGCGGCUGCGCUGUUAGCUGCCACUGUCCCAGAGCAGAGGACUGUGACCCUGGAUGUUGAUGUGAACAACCGAACGGACCGGCUGGAAUGGUGCAGCUGUUACUACCAUGGAAACUUCUCUCUCAAUGCGGCCUUUGAGAUCAAGCUACACUGGAUGGCAGUGACUGCCACAGUACUGUUUGAGAUGGUCCAAGGUUGGCAUCGAAAAGCUACCUCCUGUGGCUUCUUGCUGGUCCCAGUUUUGGAGGGUCCUUUUGCACUGCCCAGUUACCUGUAUGGUGAUCCCCUGAGGGCCCAGCUCUUCAUCCCACUCAACCUCAGCUGCUUGCUCAAGGAGGGCAGCGAGCACCUGUUCGAUAGCUUUGAACCAGAGACAUAUUGGGAUCGAAUGCACCUUUUCCAGGAAGCCAUUGCACACAGGUUUGGAUUUGUGCAAGAUAAAUACUCUGUCUCCGCUUUUAACUUCCCUGCUGAGAAUAAGCCACAGUAUAUCCAUGUCACAGGAACGGUGUUCCUUCAGCUGCCGUACUCGAAACGCAAGUUUUCUGGGCAGCAGCGGCGGCGACGGAACUCUACCAGCUCCACCAACCAAAACAUGUUCUGUGAGGAGCGGGUUGGCUACAACUGGGCCUACAACACCAUGCUGACCAAGACAUGGCGCUCUAGUGCCACAGGGGACGAGAAGUUCGCUGAUCGGCUGCUGAAGGACUUCACGGAUUUCUGCAUCAACCGUGACAACCGACUGGUCACAUUCUGGACAAACUGCCUGGAGAAGAUGCAUGCCAGUGCUCCAUGAAGCCAGGCUGCUCCUCUUUAAGAGAGGCUGUGGGUAUGCUGGAGCUGGCCUUCCGGUCAGGCUCUGGGCAGCAGGUGUCAGGCUGCUCCUGUCAGUGAGUGGGGCCACUGCUGAUACUUGGCCUCUGCACAAGUGUGAGUGAGGAGAAAGAUUGGAAGCAGCUGCUGCCGCUACCGCCAACCAGAUCUUGCCAUCCUGUCCCUGAAGCAGGGGGAGGCACAGAUUGUCCGUGGGAGGAAGUCAGUGUCUGGGAGUGGGGUAGGCCGCUUCCAUUAGGGUCCUUUUCCUUCACCAGCAGUGGGAUAUUCAGAACAGAACCUCCUGCUUUCUGCCCAAGAGUGUGUGUGUGUAUAAGAUAAAUCUGUGGCAUAAUGUACCAUUGGCUUACACCAGCUGUACAUAUGUGUACAUAUCAGAAUCUAAUAAAGCCCUCCCUUCCCCUCUCCCUCCCCCAGUGUCUGUUCCCAGC